AGAAUAGUAUUAUCUUCCUCACAAAAGAAUUAAAAAUAUCAAUUAGAAAACCGAGGAAAAGAAAGCAGACCGAGAGAAGUCCUUUUCAACCUUAUCGUCAAAGACCUUCUGGCACUAUCUCUGCAAUUCACCGACUCUGAUCUUCGGUUCAAUCAGCGACGACAUGGGUGGAAAUCCUGCCACUACCCAAGAGGCACCACUGCCUAAGAGGGUCCAGGAGCUUGCUUUGAGCGGCGAUGAACCACCAGCUAGGUUUAUCCGUAAAGAUUACAUCAACGACGAUGGGGCGGCCAUUGUUGAUGCAGUCUCGUAUUCAGUUCCUGUCGUUGAUCUCCGUCGCUUGUCAUCCUCCUCUUCAUCUCUCAACGACAAAGAAGAAGAGAUGGAGAAGCUAAGAUCUGCUCUUAGUUCAUGGGGACUAUUUCAGGUAGUUAACCACGGAAUUACAAGUUCUUUCCUUGAUGAGAUUCGUGAUGUUACGAAAGGAUUCUUUGAUCUUCCCAUGGAAGAGAAGCAAAAGUACGCCAGAGAGAAGCAGAGUUCAUCCACUAGCUCUGGUGAAGCCUACGGGACUGACGAUAUUAUUUCGGAGGAUCAGAUUAUUAACUGGUCUGAUCGGAUGUACCUCUUAAUACUCCCAAGAGAUCAGAGGAGAUUGGAAAUAUGGCCAGAGAAGCCUCAUGCUUUCAGAGAAACCUUGAAUGAGUAUGUCAUCAAGACAAGCUUGGUAGCUGAGCUCGUUCUCGAAGCCAUUGCGAAUACACUGGAUUUGGAAGAGAAUUACUUCAUGAACCAGUUAGAGGACCAGACUUUAGCAUUUGCCCGGUUUAACUACUAUCCUCCUUGUUCAAAGCCAAACCUUGUAUACGGACUUAAACCCCACACAGACGGAUCCAUGAUCACCAUUGUGUUGCAAGACAGAGAAGUGGAAGGCCUCCAAGUUUUAAAAGACCAAAAGUGGAUCAAAAUUCCGAUAAACCCUCAUGCUCUGCUGGUCAAUUUAGGGGAUCAGAUGGAGAUAAUGAGCAAUGGGAUUUUCAAGAGCUCCAUGCACAGGGUGAUGACAAAUUCAGAGAAGGCAAGAAUCUCUAUUGCUGCUUUCUAUUCACUACCAUUUGAGAAUGAGGUUGAACCAGCAGAUGCAUUGAUCAACGGAAGCAGACCCAGGUUGUAUAGGAGGGUGAAGGUCAAGGACUAUCUCGAAAUCUUCAACCAAAGAUACCUGCAGGGAAAGAGGGCAAUCGACUAUGUCGAAGCCUAACUUAUGAGUCUCAUAUAUCAUCUCUCAAGGUAAUUAGCUUUCAGAAAUAGUUGUGAUUUGGUUACAUCUCAAUGUAGUCAAAAUUGCACUAUUUUCAGUAAAGAUCAUCUGGUAUCCAAACAACAAAACAGAGGUGAGAGAACUAUUUCAGUAUUUUGGAACAUAAUUCAACUCAAGACUUGUUAAUGACUUGAAGAUGCAGAGGCAACAACUAGCCUUGCUCCUGAAACUCUAUACUACUGUCCUAGGAUUUUAAUGUCCUCCCAUGUGAAGAACCCUUGGUUAAUUUGUAAAGAAAUUCUGGCAAUUUCCUGUUUGAAAAUGUAAUCUCCAAAGAACUAAUUUUGAUUGCCAGAAAUUCUGGCAAUUUCUGGUAAUUUUCUGUUUCAGCAGCUUGUUGAAAUAUGAACUGUCAAAUUUGAACUUGUUUGCACCA
This is a messenger RNA of Nelumbo nucifera (sacred lotus), 1697 nucleotides long. RefSeq names its product codeine O-demethylase. NCBI's taxonomy places the organism in Eukaryota, Viridiplantae, Streptophyta, Magnoliopsida, Proteales, Nelumbonaceae. The record is from RefSeq and is a predicted model, not a curated record.